Knipowitschia caucasica is the source of this 300-nucleotide messenger RNA. Lineage: Eukaryota; Metazoa; Chordata; Actinopteri; Gobiiformes; Gobiidae. The record is from the annotation of a GenBank genome assembly.
AUGGAGGAGGUGAUGGAGGAGGUGCUGGAGGAGGUGAUGGAGGAGGUGAUGGAGGAGGUGAUGGAGGAGGUCAUGGAGGAGGUGAUGGAGGAGGUGCUGGAGGAGGUGCUGGAGGAGGUGAUGGAGGAGGUCAUGGAGGAGGUGAUGGAGGAGGUGCUGGAGGAGGUGCUGGAGGAGGUGAUGGAGGAGGUGAUGGAGGAGGUGCUGGAGGAGGUGAUGGAGGAGGUGAUGGAGGAGGUGCUGGAGGAGGUGCUGGAGGAGGUGAUGCAGGAGGUGAGGAGGAGGUCAUGGAGGAGGUGA